Messenger RNA from Cetraspora pellucida, 966 nucleotides. The record is from the annotation of a GenBank genome assembly. NCBI's taxonomy places the organism in Eukaryota, Fungi, Glomeromycota, Glomeromycetes, Diversisporales, Gigasporaceae.
AUGUCUCAUAACUCAAAAAGACAACAACAAAUAAACAAUUUAUCUAGAAAAAGAGGUCACUUUGCAGCUCAAGAGGUGGAAACACAUGAAAUAACUGUUAUGCAAGACAAAUUUACAUUAAGAACUUCACCAAAUAAUACAUUACUCAAUGCUAAAGCAUUGAGUAAUACACUAUUCAAUGAUAAGACUUUGGCACCAAGUAAUAUAUUAAUUGGUGCUAAAACUUCAGCAUCAAGUAAUAUAUUACUUGAUGUUGAAGCUUUAAUAUUAAGUAAUAUAUUACUUGAUGUUGAAGUUUCAAGAUCAAAUAACAUAUCAUUAUUACAACUAUCAACAAUCUUACAAAACUCUCUAUUAGCUAUUAACAUUACAACAAUCCUAUGUAUAUGUUUAGAAAAACAGCAAUCUCCAGAGUCCUGCUCUUCUAAGGCUGUAAACAUGUAUAUUGAAGAAGCAUUAUUACCAAAAAUACCAAAAAUACUAUUUCAGAAAAAAUGUCCAAAUGUAGUAGCAUAUAGAAAAAGAUGGUUAAAAAGAAUGUUUAAAUACAAAAUAUAUAUAAAAGACUUUGUUGAUAAUAUGUUAAAGAUAGUAAUAAAACCUGAACUUGAAUCUGAUAAAAGAAAACUAGUACAAGUGAUACAUGAUGAAUCUUUUAUGUACCAAUGUCAUGGGUUAUUGCAACUGUCUGAAGAGCAAUUCUGGAUAAAUUCACAUAUUAAAUACAAGGAAGCUUAUGUUCUUCACUCUGUACAAGCUAAUACAGAAAAUGCACUGGUCACAAUGAGAAUAAACAAAGGUCCCAGAGAUACAAAACAUAAGAUGUGUAAUAAGAAGCCAAAAGGAAUACAACAAGUACUUGAAAAACAUAACCUUUGGCCAGUCAAAGAUGUAAAUUUGGUGUGUGAUCAGUGUUCCAAAAAAGGUGAUGAUGAUUUUGAAGAAUUAAAUUGCUGUGCACAGUGA